Messenger RNA from Aedes aegypti (yellow fever mosquito), 3587 nucleotides. RefSeq names its product acetylcholine receptor subunit alpha-like. Gene Ontology annotation, cellular component: postsynaptic membrane; neuron projection; synapse. Gene Ontology annotation, biological process: signal transduction; chemical synaptic transmission; monoatomic ion transmembrane transport. Gene Ontology annotation, molecular function: transmembrane signaling receptor activity; acetylcholine-gated monoatomic cation-selective channel activity. Bases 1447 to 3552 code for a protein of 701 amino acids. The transcript is spliced from 11 exons. NCBI's taxonomy places the organism in Eukaryota, Metazoa, Arthropoda, Insecta, Diptera, Culicidae. The record is from RefSeq and is a predicted model, not a curated record.
AUCCUUGCCGCAGUUGGUCGUGUUUUUUAUCCUGGCCUGAGAACUCGGUCGGUGGAAGGCCCAAACCCAUUGGUUUACCACACCCCGGUACUUGGUGGUACUUAGUCCUUGAGAUAGAGACACCUACAAUAGAUGGGGCUGGAAAUAAAGUGUAGUGUCUUCUUCGUGCAGGUCCAGAGACGUGCAGCUUUUUGACUACAUUUAGGAGGAAAAGUGUGAUAAAAACGGUUCACGUUCUAGUUCGCUUGCUGCUGGAGAUUCCAACUAGGACAAAGUUGCUGAACCCAGUGAAGAAUCGCGUGUGUUGGUCUCAUUAUGGUGUGGUAUUAAAAAUUGUUUAAAACCGGAAAAAAGUGCUACCAGAUAAUAGCAACUACCAGUGUACACGUUGGCGUAAUGCUAGUUGCAUGAUUCCAGGCGAAUCUUUUUCUUCUUGCCAACAGUGAGUUUGGUGUGGUGCAUGAGUGUCUAAGGUGAAUAACAUGGGGAUUAUUAUAUCAAAAGUAUAAGAAGCAGUUUGUGAAGAAAUUGGAAAAUAUAAAAUUGAGCACGCCAGCGGUCAAACCAUCGUCUGCAGUGGGAAAUUGUGGUUCGAUAGUUCAAAGUGACGUGACUACCGUUAAUGCAGCCAUAGCACCGUUUGAUGGAAAGUGAAUAUGAGGAGAAGCAUUUUUGGGAAGGAAAUCCGCUUUCAUGCAGCGUGUGAACGCUAUAGGGAAAACUGAAUAGCGAAUUUUCUGACGCAGCGAAGUGGAGUGUGUAGUGAAAGUAUAUAUACAUUGUUUGAAGCUGGCGAGAGAACGCCAUCGCCAAUGUAGGCAGAAGCACAGAUCUGUGGUAAUUGUAUCUGAAUGGCUGGGUGAAUGGUUUUGGUGAUUAGUGCAAUUAGUCGACGAGAUUUUCCUGCGCUUAACGCAAUUGGUGUAAUUAUUAACUUAAACUAAUUGGUAAUAGUAACUACUAGCUGCGUCACCUGUGACAGCAGAUUUAAUUGAUGGUACCGGUUACAGGACUGCUCCGUGACUAGAUAAGACAAACAUGAUCGUGUCUUGACCGGAAAUUGCUUUUUCCCAUCCAUUGGCAAGUGAACUCAGGAGAACGCAGCAGCGAAAGAAGAGUGCACAACAACAGUGUGACAAUUGGCAGUCCGGGCAGGCCAGAGAAGACAGACCAGCACCAGCCAGUUUAGAUUCCAUUCAUCAUUAAGGCGGUUGUUGGUCGACUUUCAGUUCUAACGGCCGGCGACAGAAAAAAACGUCAAAAUUGUCGCCCCCACGGCAACUCGUCGACGGUGGUGGUGGUGGAGGUCGGUGGAGUCGGUGGACUGGGUGGCCACUGGCAGCAGAAGUAGAAGCAGAGGGCAGAAGUGGUCAGUAGCAGUGCUGUUCCGUGGACCGCUCGGUCUUCCGUUGCGCAACAACGCUGGCUUGCACGCAGGGAGAUGAGAUGAGGCUGCUACACGGCGUUAGUUUCAUCAUAUUCGCUGCCGUUUCAGUAUGCGCCGGAAAUCCUGAUGCAAAACGACUCUACGAUGACCUGCUCAGCAACUACAACAAACUAGUUCGGCCCGUUGUUAACGUUACAGACGCACUAACCGUAAAAAUCAAACUAAAACUGUCGCAGCUAAUUGAUGUGAAUCUGAAAAAUCAAAUCAUGACUACGAAUCUGUGGGUGGAGCAAACGUGGUACGAUUACAAACUCAAGUGGGAACCGAAGGAGUACGGCGGAGUGGAGAUGUUGCACGUCCCUUCGGAUCACAUAUGGCGGCCGGAUAUCGUGCUGUACAACAACGCGGACGGCAACUUCGAGGUGACGCUGGCGACGAAAGCCACCCUCAACUAUACCGGACGGGUCGAGUGGCGACCGCCGGCCAUUUACAAAAGUUCCUGCGAGAUCGAUGUGGAGUAUUUUCCCUUCGACGAGCAAACGUGUGUGAUGAAAUUCGGGAGCUGGACGUACGAUGGGUUUCAGGUUGAUCUUCGACAUAUCGAUGAGGUCAACGAUACGAACGUGGUGGAAGUAGGUGUGGAUUUGUCGGAGUUCUACACGUCAGUAGAGUGGGAUAUUUUAGAAGUUCCUGCGGUCAGAAAUGAAAAAUUCUACACAUGUUGUGAUGAACCGUAUCUGGAUAUCACCUUCAACAUAACGAUGCGCCGUAAAACGUUGUUUUAUACCGUAAAUUUAAUUAUCCCCUGCAUGGGCAUCAGCUUCCUUACGAUAUUGGUGUUCUACCUGCCGUCGGACAGUGGCGAGAAGGUAUCGUUAAGCAUAUCCAUCCUGCUGUCGUUGACUGUGUUCUUCUUGCUGCUGGCGGAAAUCAUUCCACCCACCUCGCUAGUGGUGCCUCUGCUGGGAAAAUUUGUGCUCUUCACCAUGAUCCUCGAUACAUUCAGCAUAUGUGUCACCGUUAUUGUGCUCAACAUCCACUUCCGAUCGCCUCAAACGCACACGAUGGCCCCGUGGGUCCGAACGAUCUUCAUCAACCACCUGCCGAAGCUGCUGGUAAUGCGCCGCCCCAUCUACCAGCCCCUGCAUCAUUUUAGUGCUGCUUCGCAAAGAUUUAUGUUGCGCUCGUGCACUGGAAUGGGCGACAACAUCCCACCGUUGCCACCGACGAUUGUUUUCGAUCCCUCGGUGCUGCUCGAUCAUCAUCUGCUCGAUUCCAGUGACAGCAUUAACACGUGCCGGCUGCAUGGAAGCCCGACGCAUCACCAUCAUCAUCAUCACGGAGGCGGCCACCAUCAUCACCAUCAUCACGGCCUGCGUGGAAUAGACCUGAUGGAUGACUUACCACUGCCCUAUCAAGAUCACAACCAUCACAAUUCCCCGAUGUCGCCGAUAAAUUUAAAUCUCCUGUCAUCGACGUCCAGCACGGCCGUCCCAAUUCCGGCAACCGGUGGCCUAUCGAGUGCCGGGGCAGCCCUCCUCGAUCCCCACAGUACCUUUCAAACGAGCCUGGCCGGUGGAAUGGUCGGGGGAUCCAGCAAAACUAGCACAAAUGUGAUAAUUAACACUGCAACUAACACUACUACUACUAGGAGUAAUCUAAGCUGUUGUAAUAAUCUUUUCCUCAACGACGGUCGAACUGGGUUAGAUAGUAGCGUUCAAUUACCGAGCAGUAACAUCGUGGGUGGUGUCGCUGACUCGUCAACGGCCGUUCCAACGGUGCCCAUUAUCAACACCACGGACAGUGGUCUAGGAGGAAGCGGCGGGGGAGGAAGCGGAGGAGGCACCGAUGGGAAGGACAAAUCCACGCGACAUCGGUGGCUCACAUGCCCGGAGCUGCACAAGGCGAUGGACGGAGUCACGUACAUCGCCGACCACACGCGGAAGGAAGAGGAGAGUACGAGGGUAAAGGAAGACUGGAAGUUCGUGGCCAUGGUGCUGGACCGGUUGUUCCUGUGGAUUUUCACCAUAGCGGUAGUGUUCGGGACGGCCGGAAUCAUCCUGCAGGCGCCCACCCUCUACGACACCCGAGUGCCGAUCGAUAUCAAGAUGUCGGAGAUUGCAACAACGACUGCGAAACCGUACAUUGCCAAACCUGUGUUAUAAUCAAGAAACACGCCAUCCGGCGCCACUUCCCGGCA